Nanorana parkeri is the source of this 629-nucleotide messenger RNA. It is a transcript of the gene MIA, whose product is annotated as melanoma inhibitory activity. Gene Ontology annotation, molecular function: protein binding. Gene Ontology annotation, biological process: extracellular matrix organization. The record is from RefSeq and is a predicted model, not a curated record. NCBI's taxonomy places the organism in Eukaryota, Metazoa, Chordata, Amphibia, Anura, Dicroglossidae. The transcript has 4 exons. The coding region runs from base 121 to 504 and encodes 127 amino acids.
AAUGUUAAAAAUCAAAUUCCAGUGGGGAGGUGACUUGAAGCAGGUUAUUCUGCUCUCCUCUUUUAGCGCUGGAUUUGGACACACAGGCUUCCAGUGUCCAGAGGUAAGGGAAAGAGAGCCAUGUAUCCCAGGCUGCCAUGUCUUCUGCUUUGCGUCCUGUUCGGACUUACCGGAGGAAGCAGAAAAAUGCCAAAGCUGGCAGACAGGAAGUUGUGUGCCGAUGAAGAGUGCAGCCAUCCCAUUUCUAUGGCAGUAGCUUUGUCUGACUACAUCCCCCCCGACUGCCGCUUCAUCCCAAUUAGGCGUGGACAAACGCUAUAUAUCUACUCCAAGCUAAAGGGCCGAGGACGCCUCUUCUGGCUGGGCAGUGUGCAAGGAGAUGAAUAUGGGGAGUAUACAGCAAGACUGGGCUAUUUUCCGAGCUCUAUCGUACAGGAGGAACAUUAUCUGAUGCAAGGAAAAGUGGAGGUCAAAACAAAUCAAUGGGAUUUCCUGUGUCAGUGAUCUGACUUCCUGUGACACCAUUUGCCAUGAAGCUACUCAAGUGCUACGUGGCAGGCUGUGCCUGGAGUGCAGAGGACAAGGCCUUGUACCUGGAGUGUGCUUCUUUAGCUUCCCUUUAUACCUAA